This is a messenger RNA of Gavialis gangeticus (Gharial), 701 nucleotides long. It is a transcript of the gene NDUFA12, whose product is annotated as NADH:ubiquinone oxidoreductase subunit A12. Gene Ontology annotation, biological process: response to oxidative stress; mitochondrial respiratory chain complex I assembly. The record is from RefSeq and is a predicted model, not a curated record. The transcript has 5 exons. Gene Ontology annotation, cellular component: membrane. Bases 52 to 609 code for a protein of 185 amino acids. NCBI's taxonomy places the organism in Eukaryota, Metazoa, Chordata, Crocodylia, Gavialidae.
GGAAGUGAGGCGGAAGUAACCGUGCGCUGGGCCGGGCCGGGCCGGGCGGCCAUGGCCGAGUACUUGCAGGUGCUGCGGAACGCACUGCGGCAGCUCGGCGGGCACGGCGGCGUCCGCGGCGCCAUAUGGAAGGUGUUAAGGGUCAGUGAUUUGAAGAUUGGUACGCUAAUCGGUGUUGACAAAUAUGGAAACAAAUACUUUGAAGACAAAAGAUAUUUUUUUGGACUAAAUGCAUGCUUGGGUUUCUGGGAAUUCAGUGGCUCUUUAACACUUGCUAAGGGGGCUGUGACUUACUGGCCUCAGAAGGAAUGCCCUUUUUGGUCUGUGCACCAACCACAAGGUCGACACAGAUGGGUUGAAUAUACUAGUGAAAUGAAUGGCAAAAAUACAUACUGGGAUGUGGAUGCAAGCAUGGUGCCACCGGAAUGGCAUCGCUGGCUUCACUCCAUGACCGAUGACCCUCCAACAACUCAUCCACCAGUUGCUCGUAAAUUCAUCUGGGAAAACCAUAAAUUUAAUCUGAGUGGUAGUUCUGGGCAAUAUGUCCCCUAUUCUACAACUCGUAAGAAGAUACAGGAGUGGAUCCCACCUGCAACAGCUAGCAAAUAAAUACAAAGGUCUGAUUUGUCUAGAAUUAGACCCUUAAUGUAAAUUGUAUAUUAACUGAAUUAAAAUAAAAUGGAAAAAAACCUCUGACAAAA